GCGUGAAGAACUAUCUGCACAAAGGUAACAAUGUUUCGCGUUGUGUGUCGCCGUCUCUGGGUGAACAGGCGCUGUCAAGCGGGUAUCAAUUGCCGUUUUGAAGUCACUCAAAGGUUCUUUACCAGUGAAGACAGCCCCAUUGAAGCUGAGGGUUACAGGGACUUGCAAGUUCUUACGAGACAUCAAAAACAGCAAUAUGAAAGACUUGGGUAUCUAGUGGUUCCAGAUGUCUUCAGCAAGGACCAUAUUGAACAAAUGAGGAAAGAGUUGGAUGGAUAUAUUGAACGGCAAGUAAUAAAAUUUGGCUCUUUAUUCCAAGGAAGUGCAUGUUCUGUAAAAGACCAGAGACAUUAAUGUACCUGACACAUGAAUGUUUCCUGGGCAACCAUUGUUGUAAUGAUUUAAAUUUAGAGUGACAAACUACCCAAAAGACCACUAUCAUAAAUAGUGGGUCCAAUUAUUAAUCUUCUGUAUGCAUAUAAUGU
Molecule: messenger RNA, 485 nt
Organism: Pocillopora damicornis (cauliflower coral)
Lineage: Eukaryota; Metazoa; Cnidaria; Anthozoa; Scleractinia; Pocilloporidae
Source: RefSeq, a predicted model, not a curated record